This is a messenger RNA of Bacidia gigantensis, 561 nucleotides long. RefSeq lists its product as uncharacterized. Lineage: Eukaryota; Fungi; Ascomycota; Lecanoromycetes; Lecanorales; Ramalinaceae. Bases 1 to 561 code for a protein of 186 amino acids. The transcript has a single exon. The record is from RefSeq and is a predicted model, not a curated record.
AUGCAGACUUUCCGCAUGCUUCUUCAAGCUUACGUCCUUCAGGCCACACUGACUCACGCUUUUCCCUCAGUUAUUAAUGACACAAGAUUAGAGCAGCUUGCCAACUUGACCGAGCAAGUACCUCAAUGUAAGGAGCGCCCAAGCCCUCCAGCAGGCUCACCUCCAUUACUCAUUGACUGGGACUGUCGAGAAGCGAUAAACUCGAUUAGCCAAGAAUUUCCAGGCAACGAGCCAAUAACCGUCUACAACGAUCUCGUGCCGCCGCUUGCAACUCCUCGGAUUAGGGCUCCUUACAAAAAGAAAGAAGGAUCAUGUCAAGUCAUCAUCGAUCUCGCAGAGGGCACCGCAACCCGAUUCUUUCACCCAGACGACCUCAUUCGACUUCUAACUCGGUUACGUAGACGAUGCGUCAGUGAUAUUGAGCUGAUAUCCAUGGGUGGAGAUAUUGAGACACAACCCCACUGGGGGCUGUUCGCGUACCUCAGACCGUCAAGUCAGCCGUGGCCCGAUCCUCUUAAUGACGAUGGUGUUGUUGCGCUACCAGCUUCGGAAACCGAGUAG